CCUUCAAUCACCACACAAUCUCACCUAACAUAACCUUGGAGAACGAGAUUUCCUUGAGAGAGAGAUUCACCAAAAUGUCUGAUCACGGUCACCACGGCCCCGGCGGAGGCCCUGGCGGGCAUGGCCCCGGUGGAGGCCACGGUGGUGGUCCUGGCGGCGGAGGCCCUGGCGGCGGAGGCCCUGGCGGACAUGGCCCCGGCGGAGGUCCGGGCGGACACGGCCCCGGUGGAGGACCUGGAAGCCACGGUGGUGGUCCUGGCGGAGGAGGCCAUGGAGGUCCGGGUGGUGGACCCGGACAUGACCAUGGUGGAGGCCACGGAGGUCCAGGCGGCGGACACGGACAUGACCAUGGUGGCGGCCACGGCGGUCAUGGCCCUGGUGGAGGUCAUGGUGGAGGCCAUGGAGGUCCCGGUGGAGGACACGGACAUGACCAUGGUGGCGGCCAUGGCGGUCAUGGCCCUGGUGGAGGCCACGGUGGUCCUGGCGGCGGAGGCCAUGGUGGUCCAGGCGGCGGACACGAGCAUGACCAUGGUGGUGGCCAGGGUGGCAAGCCCGGAGGAGAUCACGGCGGCCAUGGAGGACCAGGCGGGCAUGGCCCUGGUGGCCAUGGUCCUGGAGGCGGCCACCCCCACGGCUGAUGCUAGUUUGCCACUGCUUGGCGAUUGUUGCGAAUUAGCGUCCCAUGGUUGAUAUGUGAUGUAAAGUAUCUCCGCUGCAUUUUAACUACCUUUGAUUUGGGUAAAAAAGGAGAAGAUGUAAUAAGCGCAAUGUGGAGUCGGUCACGUAGUUGAGCUUGGCACUAUCCUAAUGAAUUUCUAGUUUCCAAUUUGAUC
Molecule: messenger RNA, 833 nt
Organism: Rhodamnia argentea
Lineage: Eukaryota; Viridiplantae; Streptophyta; Magnoliopsida; Myrtales; Myrtaceae
Exons: 5
Coding region: 121-690 (189 amino acids)
Source: RefSeq, a predicted model, not a curated record